CAAUUCUCGUUACUCCUCUAGGUGCCUUAAGUGUAGUCAUAAGUGCCGUAUUAUCAUCUAUAUUCCUUAAGGAAAAGUUAAGUUUUGAUGGCAAAGUAGGUUGCGCUCUGUGUAUUAUUGGUGCCACAAUUAUUGUUAUACAUGCUCCUAGUACAACAGUGACAAAUAGUAUCGAUGAGUUUAGAAAUGAGUUCUUCCAUCCUCUUUUUUUGGGAUAUGCUAUUACAUGUAUAUUUCUCACAUUAAUCAUAAUAUGGAGAGUUGCUCCAAAAUAUGGUUCGAAAAAUAUGCUUGUUUACAUAGGCGUUUGUUCUAUGAUCGGUUCUCUAUCUGUUGUCACCACGCAAGGUCUUGGUACGGCUAUUGUGACAACUAUAAUGGAUCCAAAACAAAAUCAAUUGACUAAUUGGUUCUUUUACGUUGUUGCUGCUUUUGUCGUCGUCACUUUUUCUGCUAUCCUUUCCAAUGGUUUUAAUGCUUCUCCUGUUAGCAUUGCAACUGUGGUAUUGGGUUUCUUGGUAAUUUGUAACGGUAUUGUGUUGCUUCAAACUUCUAAAGGUGCAUCUAUGGAUGGUCGGCAAUCUAUAUUGAUGUCUAACGACCGUGUUAGUUCUCCG
This is a messenger RNA of Dentiscutata heterogama, 617 nucleotides long. NCBI's taxonomy places the organism in Eukaryota, Fungi, Glomeromycota, Glomeromycetes, Diversisporales, Gigasporaceae. The record is from the annotation of a GenBank genome assembly.